CUUAGUUUUGCACAAGGUAAAUAUUUUCAGGUGUUAGAAGCAGAAAAAAAGAAAGAGAAAAUGGGUGUUCAAACAAGAGUUCUGAUGAUGGUGGGCAUAGUGAUAUGCCUUGCCUCAGGUGUAUCUGCCAUCCAGGGGUCUGCGACUUAUUAUGAUCCCCCUUAUUACCCUUCGGCAUGCUUCCCCAACCAACAAAAUGGUGACUCGAACGUUGCCGGAGCAAGCAACGUCCUGUGGAACAAUAGGGCAGCAUGUGGAAGAAGGUAUAGAGUCAGAUGCACUGGUGCCAACAAUUUAUUUCCCAGACCUUGCACAGGCGCGACUGUAGAUGUAAAGAUUGUUGAUUAUUGUUCAAAGUGCAAUGGAACUAUUAAUCUCUCUCGAGAUGCCUUCUCCAAGAUUGCUGAUCUUAAAGCCGGCAAUAUCAGGAUCGAAUAUAAUCAGAUCUGAAGGACUAGGAUCAGGAAGGUUAGCUUGGUGACUGAUGAUAGCCUGGAAAUAAAUAACCAUUCAUGGAAAUCUGUCUCAUGAAUGAAGCCAAACUGGUAUUGCAACAAUAUGUAAUGUAUCUACCAAUGUAAUAUGAGGGAUAUAUAAAGAAUAAUACUAUUUGAAUCUAAAAAUCCGACUUAAUUUGCUGACAUAAUGAUGUGAUUUCA
This is a messenger RNA of Ilex paraguariensis (yerba mate), 659 nucleotides long. NCBI's taxonomy places the organism in Eukaryota, Viridiplantae, Streptophyta, Magnoliopsida, Aquifoliales, Aquifoliaceae. The record is from the annotation of a GenBank genome assembly.